Messenger RNA from Phytophthora sojae, 240 nucleotides. RefSeq lists its product as hypothetical. The record is from RefSeq and is a predicted model, not a curated record. The annotation marks the transcript as partial. The transcript has 2 exons. NCBI's taxonomy places the organism in Eukaryota, Oomycota, Peronosporomycetes, Peronosporales, Peronosporaceae.
AUCCGUACGUCGUGCGUGCUUCAAGUGUCCACAAUGCACCUAUCGUGGUUCAUCAUGAAGAGUGUUGUCACGGAAGGAAGUAUCGUGCGAGCCAUGUAUUUCGUGAUCAAAGGCCACUUGAGCAUGCACAGCCGCUCUCUCCUGGAUCGACCGGUUGGGCUCCGUAGUGGCAGCUACUUCGGAGAGCGUGGUUUGCUGGGGUGCACCAUCAGCGCUUAUACUGUACGGACCGUACGGGCC